GUCUCCGGGAGGCCUGCACAGGUUUCCGGGAAGCCAACCAAUGAUAUUCCCAACGCAAACUCAGUGGCGGCAUUUUCUACUGGAUAAAUUGGCUUUAGUCCCGCCUUCUCGUUGCAGAGUUUUGUGCGAAGGAAACCGAUGGGGAUCGGAACCGUAGCGGUUGAGCUGCCGCUGCUACGGAUAUCUGACCGAAGCCUUCGGUGGUUGUCGGCCUAAUGAGCGGACGGCAAAGAACGCUUUUUCAGACGUGGGGCUCAAGUAUCUCCCGAUCAUCUGGGGCUCCGGGUUGUAGCUCCGGAACUGAGCGACCUCAGAGCCCUGGCAGCUCCAAGGCGCCUUUGUCAGCAGCAGCGGAGGCUCAGCUGGAGUCGGACGAUGAUGUGUUGCUUGUCGCGGCGUACGAGGCUGAGCGGCAGUUGUGUCUAGAGAAUGGCGGGUUCUGCACCUCCGCGGGCGCCCUGUGGAUUUACCCUACCAAUUGCCCAGUGCGAGACUACCAGCUGCACAUCUCCCGAGCUGCUCUGUUCUGCAACACGCUGGUGUGUCUACCUACCGGACUGGGAAAGACCUUUAUUGCCGCCGUGGUCAUGUACAAUUUCUACCGCUGGUUCCCUUCAGGAAAGGUGGUCUUCAUGGCCCCAACGAAACCCUUGGUGACACAGCAGAUCGAGGCUUGCUACCAGGUGAUGGGUAUCCCGCAAUCCCACAUGGCGGAAAUGACAGGGUCUACACAAGCUUUCACCAGGAAGGAAAUAUGGUGCAGUAAGAGAGUCCUUUUUCUUACACCUCAGGUCAUGGUAAAUGACCUUUCCAGAGGAGCUUGUCCCGCUGCUGAAAUAAAGUGUUUAGUUAUUGAUGAAGCUCAUAAAGCUCUCGGAAACUAUGCCUAUUGCCAGGUUGUAAGAGAACUAGUCAAAUAUACAAAUCACUUUAGAAUCUUGGCUCUAAGUGCCACACCAGGUAGUGAUAUAAAGGCUGUGCAACAAGUUAUUACUAACCUGCUAAUUGGGCAGAUAGAGCUUCGUUCUGAAGAUUCUCCAGAUAUUUUGGCAUAUUCUUAUGAAAGAAAAAUUGAAAAGCUUAUUGUUCCACUUGGUGAAGAACUUGCAGCCAUCCAAAAGACCUAUAUCCAGUCUGAAGGGAUGACACGGUCAAAAAAUGAACUUGGCCGAAAUGAAGACUUCAUGAAGCUCUAUAAUCAUCUAGAGUGUAUGUUUGCACAUACACGUAGUACUUCAGCAGAUAGUGUUUCUGCUAUCCAACAAGGAGAUAAAAAUAAAAAAUUUGUUUAUAGUCAUCCAAAGUUAAAGAAAUUAGAAGAAGUUGUAAUUGAACACUUCAAGUCAUGGAAUGCUGAAAACACUUCUGAAAAGAAACGUGAUGAGACCCGAGUUAUGAUCUUCUCUUCAUUUCGAGAUAGUGUUCAAGAAAUUGCAGAAAUGCUUUCACAGCAUCAGCCAAUUAUUAGAGUAAUGACUUUUGUUGGCCAUGCCUCAGGGAAAAGCACGAAGGGUUUUACCCAGAAGGAGCAACUGGAGGUAGUGAAACAGUUUCGUGAUGGUGGUUACAACACGUUGGUUUCUACCUGUGUGGGUGAAGAAGGUUUGGAUAUAGGAGAAGUUGAUCUUAUAAUAUGUUUUGAUUCCCAGAAGAGCCCAAUUCGUCUUGUACAACGAAUGGGCAGAACUGGCCGUAAACGUCAAGGCAGGAUAGUUGUUAUCCUUUCUGAAGGACGAGAGGAACGUAUUUAUAAUCAGAGUCAGUCCAACAAAAGAAAUAUAUGUAAAGCUAUUUCAAGUAACAGGCAGGUCCUUCAUUUUUACCAAAGAAGUCCACGAAUGGUUCCUGAUGGAAUCAACCCAAAAUUACACAAAAUGUUCAUCACACAUGGUGUCUAUGAACCAGAGAAGCCUUCUCGGAACUUGCAGCGAAAGUCAUCUAUCUUUUCCUAUAGGGAUGGAAUGAGGCAAAGUAAACUAAAGAAAGAUUGGUUCUUAUCAGAAGAAGAAUUUAAAUUAUGGAACAGACUUUAUAGAUUAAGAGACAGUGAUGAAAUUAAAGAGAUAACAUUGCCUCAAAUUCAGUUUUCUUCUUUACAAAAUGAGGAAAACAAACCAACUCAAGAAUCAGCCACUGGAAUUCGUCAACUCUCUCUCUCUGAAUGGAGACUGUGGCAAGAUCAUCCUUUACCUACAUAUCAAGUUGAUCACUCAGAUCGAUGCCGCCAUUUUAUAGGCCUUAUGCAAAUGAUAGAGGGAAUGAGACACGAAGAGGGAGAAUGCAGCUAUAAAUUGGAAGUUGAAUCUUAUUUACAAAUGGAAGAUGUUAGCUCAACAUUUAUUGCUCCCAGGAAUGAAUCUAGUAAUCUUGCCAAUGACACCUUUAUCACUCACAAGAAAUCGUCAUUUAUAAAGAACAUAAAUCAAAGCAGUUCAUCCUCAGUGAUAGAAUCUGAUGAAGAAUGUGCUGAAAUUUUUAAACAAACUCAUAUCAAACCUACUAAAAUUGUUUCUUUAAAGAAAAAAGUGUCUAAAGAAAUAAAAAAAGAUCAGUUUAAAAAAGAAAAUAAUCACGGGAUUAUAGACUCUUUAGAUACUGACAGAAAUUCUACUGUUGAAAAUAUUUUUCAAGAGGACCUACCAAAUGAUAAAAGGACAUCAGAUACAGAUGAAGUUGCUGCCACAUGUACUAUUAAUGAAAAUGUUAUUAAAGAGCCACGUGUAUUAUUAACCGAGUGUCAGUUUACAAACAAAUCCACUAGUUCAUUUGCUGGAAAUGUUUUAGAUUCUGGUUAUAACAGUUUCAGUGAUGAAAAAUCUGUUUCAUCUAACUUAUUUCUUCCAUUCGAAGAAGAGCUUUAUAUUGUUAGAACAGAUGAUCAAUUUUAUAAUUGUCACUCAUUGACAAAAGAGGUACUAGCUAAUGUAGAGAGAUUUUUAUCUCAUUCUCCUCCGCCUCUCAGUGGACUCUCAAACUUGGAAUAUGAAAUUGCUAAGGGUACUGCACUUGAGAAUUUGCUUUUCUUACCCUGUACAGAGCAUUUACAAAGGGAUAAAUGCACCUGUUUGAUGUCACAUUCAGCUGUGAAUUCUCAGCAGAAUUUAGAAUUGAAUUCACUUAAAUGUAUAAAUUAUCCGUCUGAAAAAAGUUGUCUUUAUGAUAUACCUAAUGAUAAUAUUUCUGAUGAGCCAAGCCGCUGUGACUGUGAUGUAUAUAAACAUAAUCAAAAUGAAAAUUUAGUACCUUACAAUCGUGUUCAAAUACACAGAGGCCCUGCACAGAGUUUAGUUGGAGAGAACAAUCAUGAUGUUGAUAACAGUGACCUCCCAGUAUUGUCCGCUGAUCAAGAUGAAAGUUUACUAUUAUUUGAAGAUGUUAAUACAGAAUUUGAUGAUGUAAGUCUUGCACCCUUGAACAGUAAAAGCAAAUCUUUACGUGUGUCAGACAAAACUGCUAUUAGUGAAAUACCUCUGGUCUCUCAGUUCUUAAUUUCUGAUGAACUUUUGUUGGACAAUAAUUCUGAACCCCAAGAUCAAAUCACCCGUGAUGAUAAUAGUUUUAAAUCUCAUGAUGAUCUGAGAAGUGUACGGGAAGAAAAAAUGAAGAAUCAUGAGGAUAUUUUUGAUUGCUCUGUGGAUUUAUUUUCUGUUACCUUUGAUUUAGGAUUCUGUAGUCCAGAUUCUGAUGAUGAAAUAUUGGAACAUACAUCAGAUAGCAGUAGACCUCUAGAUAAUCUAUAUGGAAGGUAUUUGGAAACUAAGGAGAUAAAUGAUGCAAAUUAUGUUUCAAAUCAAGCACUAAUACCAAGAGAUCAUAGCAAAAAUUUUACUAGCGGAACCGUUAUUAUCCCGUCAAAUGAAGAUAUGCAGAAUCCAAAUUGUGUACAUUUGCCACUGAGUGCAGCAAAAAAUGAAGAAUUGUUAUCUCCUGGUUAUUCUCAGUUUUCUUUACCAGUGCAAGAAAAAGUUAUGAGUAUACCACUCUCUGAAUCAAACACAUUAAACUCAUUUUCUAAGAUAGGAAAGGAAAUACUUAAGACACCAGAUUCUAAUAAGGGAAAAAUGAAUCUACAAAGAUUCAAAGAAGCAUUGAAUUCAACUUUUGAUUAUUCAGAAUUUUCUCUAGAAAAGUCUAAAAGCAGUGGUCAAAUGUAUCUGCAUAAAUCCUGUCAUUCUCUUCAAGAUGGACAAUUAUUAACAAGUAAUGAAAGUGAAGAUGAUGAGAUUUUCCGAAGAAAAGUUAAAAAAGCAAAAGGAAAUGUUUUAAACUCUCCUGAGGAUCAGAAAAAUAGUGAAGUUGAUUCUCCACUUCAUGCUGUCAAAAAGCGCAGAUUUCCUAUAAACAGAUCAGAACUGUCAUCUAGUGAUGAGAGUGAGAAUUUUUCCAAACCAUGUUCACAAUUGGAAGACUUCAGGGUUUGUAACAGGAAUGCCAGAAGAGGCAUCAGAGUCCGAAAGAGACAGAGUCACUUAAAGCAUGUAGCUAGGAAGUUUUUAGAUGAUGAAGCAGAACUUUCUGAAGAAGAUGCAGAAUAUGUUUCAUCAGAUGAAAAUGAUGAGUCAGAAAAUGAAGAAGAUUCCUCAUUACUUGACUUUUUAAAUGAUGAAACUCAACUUUCACAGGCUAUAAAUGAUGCUGAAAUGAGAGCUGUUUACAUGAAAUCUUUGCGUAGUCCGAUGAUGAACAAUAAGUACAAAAUGAUUCAUAAGACACAUAAAAACAUAAACAUUUUCUCACAGAUUCCUGAACAAGAUGAAACCUAUUUAGAGGAUAGUUUUUGUGUUGAUGAGGAGGAGUCUUGCAAAGGCCAAUCAAGUGAAGAAGAAGUUUGUGUUGAUUUUAACUUAAUAACUGAUGAUUGCUUUGCAAGUAGCAGUAAAAAGUAUAAAACCCGACGUGCAGUAAUGCUAAAACAAAUGAGGGAACAAAACUGUGCACAUUCAAAAAAGAAAUUAUCCAGAAUUAUUUUACCAGAUGAUUCAAGUGAGGAGGAGAACAAUGUAAAUGAUAAAAGAGAAUCUAAUAUUGCAGUUAAGCCAAGCACUGUUAAGAAGAACAAACAACAGGACUGUUGUUUAAAUUCAGUGCCUUCUGGAUCUUCUCUGCAGUCCAAGAUGCAUUCUAAUCCAGUAGUUAAUCAAUCACCAAAGCAGAGCAAACCGACAUCACUUAAUUUAAAGGAUACAAUUUCUGAAGUCUCAGACUUCAAACCUCAAAAUCAUAAUAAAGUCCAGUCUACGACACCACCCUUCACUACUGUUGAUUCACAGAAAGACUGUAGAAAAUUUCCAGUUCCACAGAAGGAUGGUAGUGCUUUGGAGGAUUCUUGCGCUUCAGGGGCAUCCUCUUCCAAUUCAAGACCACAUUUAGCUGGGACACAUACUUCUCUUAGACUUCCACAGGAAGGAAAAGAAACCUGUAUUCUUGUAGGCGGUCAUGAAAUAACUUCUGGAUUAGAAGUAAUUUCUUCCCUAAGAGCAAUUCAUGGGUUGCAAGUAGAAGUUUGUCCUCUUAAUGGCUGUGAUUACAUCGUGAGUAACCGCAUGGUGGUGGAAAGGAGGUCUCAGUCUGAGAUGUUAAAUAGUAUCAAUAAGAACAAGCUCAUUGAGCAGAUCCAGCACCUGCAGAGUAUGUUUGAAAGAAUAUGUGUGAUUGUGGAAAAGGACAGAGAAAAAACAGGAGACGCAUCAAGGAUGUUUAGGAGAACAAAAAGCUAUGACAGCCUGCUGACUACCUUAAUUGGCGCUGGAAUCCGAAUUCUUUUCAGUUCCUGCCAAGAAGAAACUGCAGAUUUGCUAAAGGAACUGUCUUUAGUGGAACAAAGAAAGAAUGUUGGUAUUCAUGUUCCAACAGUGGUGAAUAGUAGUAAAAGUGAGGCACUCCAGUUUUAUUUAAGUAUUCCUAAUAUAAGUUAUAUAACUGCAUUAAAUAUGUGUCACCAGUUUUCAUCUGUGAAAAGGAUGGCUAACAGCACACCUCAAGAAAUCUCCAUGUAUGCACAAGUAACUCAUCAGAAGGCUGAGGAGAUCUAUAGAUAUAUUCACUAUGUAUUUGACAUACAAAUGUUACCAAAUGAUCUUAACCAAGAUAGACUGAAAUCUGAUGCAUAAUCAAGCUGCUCAAGAUGGGGUUUUCAAAGAACUCUCACAAUAUUAAACGCACUUCAAUAAUCGUUGUUUUCUGAUUAUGUUUAUUUGUAAAUAGAAUAUUUCCUUAAAUAUAUUUUAUAUUGUAUAUAUUUUUAUUUAUAUAGAUUAUAUAAAUUAUUAAAAAACAAAAAUCUGAUGUUUGCUGAUCAUUUUGACUAGAUUAUGAAACUAAUUUUUUUUAUUAAAAGAAGGUUUAUUAAAAGUGUUACUAAGGAUAGUUUAAGAAAGUAAAAGCUAAGCUAGAGAUAUACUUUGGAAUGUUUCCCAAGGUUAAAGUUGUACUGUUGUGAUAAAUAGUAAAGUCGAUAUGUC
Messenger RNA from Mandrillus leucophaeus (drill), 6461 nucleotides. It is a transcript of the gene FANCM, whose product is annotated as Fanconi anemia, complementation group M. Gene Ontology annotation, molecular function: four-way junction DNA binding; ATP binding; 3'-5' DNA helicase activity. The transcript has 21 exons. The record is from RefSeq and is a predicted model, not a curated record. Bases 216 to 6110 code for a protein of 1964 amino acids. Lineage: Eukaryota; Metazoa; Chordata; Mammalia; Primates; Cercopithecidae. Gene Ontology annotation, biological process: replication fork reversal; double-strand break repair via synthesis-dependent strand annealing; interstrand cross-link repair.